This is a messenger RNA of Caenorhabditis remanei, 1209 nucleotides long. RefSeq lists its product as uncharacterized. The transcript is spliced from 6 exons. Gene Ontology annotation, biological process: regulation of DNA-templated transcription. Gene Ontology annotation, molecular function: sequence-specific DNA binding; zinc ion binding; DNA-binding transcription factor activity. Bases 1 to 1209 code for a protein of 402 amino acids. The record is from RefSeq and is a predicted model, not a curated record. Lineage: Eukaryota; Metazoa; Nematoda; Chromadorea; Rhabditida; Rhabditidae.
AUGACAAACUCGGAUUUCGAAGGGCCGCCAUGCGAAAUAUGUGGACAAGCUGGGCAAGGAAACCAUUUUGGAGUUAUUAGCUGUCGAGCAUGCGCCGCAUUUUUCAGGCGAGCGGCUGACUCCAAAUGGAGUAAGAUGCAGUGCCUGAGCAAACAUUGUGAUGGAAAAAUAUAUCACUGUAAACCAUGUCGUCUUAAAAAGUGUCGAUUAGUCGGAAUGGAUACUUCCAAAUUCCAACAUGAUCGUGACGCGCUUCAAAUCGCUGUCAGCCGAAAACGAAAACUCCCACAGACAGUAGAAAUAAUAUGUGGAAAACCUCACUUUGUUCUAUUUUGUCCUUUCGGUCCGUCAGAAUCGAUAAAAAACAAAAAAGAGAACACUUUCGUAGAUUUGAGUUUUCUGGUUUCCCAAGCAAUGGAUAUUAUGAAAGAAGGCGCUGAAUCUCCGUUAAUUGCAAAGAACGGAUUACACAAAUUGAAUUACGGAUACAAUUGUAUGAAGAGGACAGAGGAAAUGAAAAGAAUCACAAUAGUUACCAGAAAAGAAGUUACUAGUUUUUGGGAAUAUCAUUUCUUAACAACUGCAAAAUGGUUGACUUAUUUCGAUAAAUUUCAAGAUUUGGAUCAAAAUUUGAAGAUGGAAAUCUUAUUUGCAGUAUGGCAUGUAUGGGGAAGAUUGGAUAAAUUAAUGGCAACUGCACUGUAUAGAGAAAGAAAUAAAGAUGCUAAAUGGACAGAAAGAGUAAUUGGAAACGGUAUGCUCACAGAUACCAUAAACGUAUCAACGGACUCAAUGUGGAUGAGCAGUUAUCCGACGGAUCAAUUGAGAUACUUCCUUGAUGGCAUUCGUGGAGUGGACUUGUUCCAUCUUAUCGAAGAAUUACAAAAUCUUGAUUUGACCGAAACCGAACUCACAUUUAUGCUGGCCCAUCUUUCCUUUCAAUAUGUUUCAACGAGAUUUGGCGGCAAAAUUUCAGAAGUAAUGGAAGGCUUUCUUGAAGAACUAUCAAAUGAUUUACACAACUAUUAUACUCAAGAGAGGAUGAUGAUUAGAUACUCUGGAAGACUAAUGAGAUUGCUGAGAAUCAACAAAGAAAUUCUGGAAAAUAUCAGAGUGUAUCGAGGUCGUGCUGAAGUUGCAAAAGUAUUUGAUGUGUUCAAUUUACAAUUUUCUCAUCCAGAAAUGUUCAUAGAUACUGGUUUUCAUUGA